Aphanomyces invadans is the source of this 1872-nucleotide messenger RNA. RefSeq lists its product as hypothetical. NCBI's taxonomy places the organism in Eukaryota, Oomycota, Saprolegniomycetes, Saprolegniales, Verrucalvaceae. The record is from RefSeq and is a predicted model, not a curated record. The transcript has a single exon. Bases 58 to 1761 code for a protein of 567 amino acids.
CCGCGACGAAAGUUGUCGUCGAGACGAGCAAUUUCUCGACAACGGCGGCCGAGUGCCAUGAGCAACGACGCAUCGUUUCUCCACGUGCCACACCCGACCAAGGCCGAGGCGAGAAAGAGAGACGAGCUCUCGCACCGAACGAACGAAGGCCAGAAAGCGAAGCGGUUGCUCAACGACAUCAACCUAGCACGGAGUGACAUACCGGCCUUCGGGAUCAUUGACUCGAGCAUUGUGAAGGCCAAGGAACAGUCGUACGGGAGGCAGUGGUUUGAGGUGCUGCAAAAGUUGGAGGCGACGGAAGCCCGGCGUCGGACGAAUCCAAACUGGUUUCGCAAAGGCACAAAUGACACGCUAGACGUGGUGGUGCAGCAGCUGCACGAUCGAACGCCAACUCUCGAGAUUCCUCCCAACACGUCGGGGGAUUCGUCGGUGCACGUCAACUCGGUCAUCGUCGCGCUGUCAUGUGAAUCCCCGCCCGUGGGGAGUCCGCAAUUUAACGCGUGGCCAGUGUUUGGCGGUGUGUGCUACAAUGCUUUCCCUUCCCGCACGACGCAAUGGGAGGCGCGCCCCAUGACCUGUCAUCCCCUGACCCGCGGAAUCACCAUGAAUUGGAUCACCAACAUGCUCUACGCAAUCGUGGACGUGCUCAUCGCGUACUGCGAGGCACCACUGCCGCCACUCGCCCCUGACAUGUACCGCUCGAUUCCAAUUGCCACGGCCGUUCCUGCCAGCGACGCCCAUUUGUUUCAGGACACACAGUGCGAUAUCCACGUCGUCCACUUGCCCCAUUUGAAGACGUACCAUUUGGCCAAGUACACGAAACUCGUGCUAAACGUGGCAGCGGCGGCGGCAUACGAAAACAGCAUCACGUUGCGGCGGCACGGCCAUGGCCGCGAGCAGGACCGAGGCACCUCUGAGGCAUUUCGCGCGACCAACAGUCGAGAUACCAUCCUGCUGAUGCAUCGACAGUCGCGGUAUGGAAAGGAAGUGGGGUACUUUGACACCGAGUGGAUGCUGUCCCGGCAAUUCGUCGACAUGACGAUGCAUGCCAACCCGUCGAUCCAAGAGCGGUACUGCUCGGUGGCGUGUUCAAUGACGAGGGAUGCGAAGGAGUCCCGCGUGCAGCGUGAGCAGUUCACAAACGAGUGGGCGACCUGGAGCGUGUACCAGAAGCGUCGCGGCCCGGAUGGAGAAGAAGUCGCCGAACUCAUUGAAAUGGCAGUGUCGAUGGGCGUGCAAGACGCCGACACGAACGAGUUUGUCCCGUACGACGAGAAACUACCAAAUGAGGCGCUGUCCCCAAAUGAGCGGUUCAAUGUCCUCGUGGACAAGCUCAAAGAGUACUACAAAGCGGCAUUUGCCCGCGACACGAACGAGCUGCUCGAGCACUUGCGAGAGCUUCCACCAAGCGAGGGCUCUGUUUCAUCUCGAACGGACGAACCCCCAGGUCAAAUGGACCCUCUUCACACUGUUGUUCGCGAAGCCAACCCACGGGUGCCUCAAGCAGCGCUUCCAGACACUACUUUGCCGCCACCGAGAGUACACCAACGACGGAAACGAUCUCGUCGCGACGAUGUGUUCGAAGCGGCCAAGGUGCUGUGCACGAGGUACGCCAGCGACUUCAAACCGGACGAAUUGGCUCGCGUGGCGAAUGUGUUUUCCAACCACGCCCUGGAUGCCACUAUCUUUUUGGGUCUGGGCGAUACUCCCGUGCAGAAAGCGUGGGUCGCCGACAUCGUCAAGACCUUUCAUCAUGACUGAUGCGGUGCGAAUGACGACGGAGUCAGAGCACGCGGUAUCGCUCCGAGCAAGGCUGUCGCGUGUGGAGAAGAUGCCAGUCAGUGGAAAGAGAAUCGCGCGUUGGUUCCUAUU